Messenger RNA from Penicillium waksmanii, 1101 nucleotides. RefSeq lists its product as uncharacterized. The record is from RefSeq and is a predicted model, not a curated record. The transcript has 3 exons. Lineage: Eukaryota; Fungi; Ascomycota; Eurotiomycetes; Eurotiales; Aspergillaceae. The coding region runs from base 1 to 1101 and encodes 366 amino acids. Gene Ontology annotation, molecular function: FAD binding; D-amino-acid oxidase activity.
AUGGGCGACGCCGGUAAAGCUGGUGUCUGUGCUGAGCACAACUCCUUUCCCACUCCCUUCGCCCAGCGGCCCAUCAUCAUCCUAGGUGCCGGGAUUAUCGGAUGUGCCACCGCUCGGCAGCUCCUUUUGCAGGGAUUCUCCGUCCAGCUCGUGGCAGAGUUUCUCCCCGGAGAUCAGGAUAUUCACUAUGCUUCCGCAUGGGCCGGUGCAGCCUGGCACGCCGCAGGUGGCAUCACUCCGGAGCAGCGUUAUUUGCAAGCCGUCACUCAUCGCAUCUUGCUUCAAAUGGCCCAGGACCCGGAGUCCGGCGUGAGUGUUGUUGAUGCUCGGGAGUUCCUAGAGAAAGAGCCAGCUCCAGAUUCCGCCAUCUGGGGGAGGACGAUCGUGUCCAAGUUCCGCGAGAUGGACCGCACAGAGUAUCCCGCCGAAUUCCACAGCGCCUGGGCUUAUGAGACCCUCGUUUCAGAUCCAACCCGCCAUAUGCCUUACCUACACCGACAGGUUCAGUCUUUAGGAGGUCGAUUUAUCCGACAGCGAGUGCAAUCACUUCAAGAGCUUUACGACAUGUUCCCCGACUCCCGGAUCUUCAUCAACGCGAGUGGAAUCGGCAGCAAAACUUUGACGGACGUCCUGGAUGACCGCUGCUUCCCCGAACGUGGUCAGAAUGUGUUCCUUCGCACCGACCAGUGCCACACGAUGUAUUUCCGCAACGGCCAAGAGUACACCUACGUGAUUCCCCGGCCCCAGUCCGGCGGGGUGGUGCUCGGAGGCGUCAAGCAGCAAGAUGACUUGUCAGUGCCCGUCCCCAUCCAAUCUAUUCGAUCUCACUUCCAUGGCCUUGGGAGAGAUAAGCGAACCGCCACUGACCCUAGAACCAGGUCCCCGGAAGUCGAUCUUGAUAUCGCGUGGGAUGAGAUCACUCGUGCGCACCGGUUGGCACCUCACAUUGUCCCGGAACAGCCUGCAGAUGAAACCAAUGGAGCGCGCACGGUGCUGUCAGCCUAUGGGUUUGGUGGCGGGGGAUAUGCAUUUUCGUAUGGAAUUGCCGACGCGCUGGUGAAGAUGGUGGAGGAGGCUGAGCGGGAGAACGUCAUUGUUUAG